CCGUAGUGACAGUGUUCCGAUGGGUAGAUUUUCCAUCAAUUAUUCAGUCAGAACGUCACGGUAAUUCUAAGCGGAAGGAUGUUCCUAAUCGCUGGUCUCAUGGUUCUGCAGUUAGCGUCAGUCCACUGUGCGCCCAUUGGAGAUAAGGAAGAACCUUUUGAUUUCGAAUUUUCUCAGCUGGGCGAAGAAAUGUAUCUCGCUGAGAUGAGGAAUCAAACCGAAAAAAUACUGGAAGUGUGGGGCGAUGAGGAUAUUGAUGUUAAUCCGGAAGAAAUAGGACCGUUAGUUCAAGGUGAUUUGUAUCAACCUGUACUUGAGAAAAAUGCUGUGAAAUUCAAAAGUAGAAAGUGGAAAAAUGCAGUAGUGCCGUACAAAAUAAGUGACAAUUUCGGUUCCAGUGAAAAACAACGAAUCCUGUCGGCUUUUAAACUGUUUCGACAGAAAACCUGCAUUCGAUUCGUUGCAAGAUCCAGCCAAAAGGAUUUCAUUUCAAUCGAGAAAUCAUCCACCGGUUGCUGGUCGACGGUUGGCCGUGCAGGAGGUCGACAGGUAGUCAACUUACAGAGUUCCUGUUUCCGGACAAUCGGAACGGUGCUACAUGAAUUGAUGCAUGUGCUGGGAUUUCUUCACGAGCAUACGCGCCACGAUAGGGACCAAUUUGUGGAUAUCAACUAUCUGAAUGUUCGAUUUGAUGCAAUUGGGAAUUUUUGGAGAGAUUCUAAGGGACGAACCAGCACAUUCGGAACUAAAUAUGACUUGGGCAGUGUGAUGCACUAUUCGAAAAAGGCAUUCAGCUGGAAUGGAUUUCAAACAAUUGAACCCAAGGUGAAGUUUUCUGGAAAAAUAGGUCAGCGAAAUGGAUUUUCUAGCAGUGAUAUAAAACGAAUCAAAACAAUGUAUUGUAAUGGAUGAAUUACAUGGGAAAUAAGUUUGUAGCAGAUUUCAAACAAAAUACUGUAAUCCAGGGUCAAACGGGUCAGUGGGUGACAAAAACCGUGAGAGUCCAGACCAGAGAGUCUGUUUCAUAUGAAAAUUGAAAAUGAUAUAUAUAAUACAUGUAUUAAUGAAAAACACUUUAGUGAACAUCAGCACGAUUUAAUAAUAUCGCAAAAAGCACGAUAUUAAAAAAACUAAAAAAAAUCAAUCAACUCAAGUUAGAUACAUUAAAGAGUAUGUCAGAGUAUUAUCUGACUUGUUUUUUUCAACUUAAAUAUAAGCUAAACUGUAUCUAACUAAAAUUAAUUUUGUAAAUAAUUUAAUAAUUAUGCCAGUUUUAGAAAUUUAUUCUUUAAAUAUAGAAAUAUUAUACAUUCUUGCAU
Molecule: messenger RNA, 1319 nt
Organism: Armigeres subalbatus
Lineage: Eukaryota; Metazoa; Arthropoda; Insecta; Diptera; Culicidae
Product: hatching enzyme 1.2-like
Exons: 3
Coding region: 79-912 (277 amino acids)
Biological process (GO): proteolysis
Molecular function (GO): metalloendopeptidase activity; zinc ion binding
Source: RefSeq, a predicted model, not a curated record